CAGAAGAGGUACAAAGUUCUUCACACUUUCUCAAACCGGUGAAAGCGCGACGUUGUCAUUUCAGCGCCAACCGGAAUCCUCGGAUUUUACCUGUAAUUAACUGGGAGGAAGGCUAUACGAUCCUCGGCAGUGUUCUGAGACUGUAUAGUCUCGCUUCCUACCACAUUUUAAUCCGGAAUGGAUUUGAUGUAUUUAUUUUUUUUUUAACUAAAAAACAAACCGCCUAACUUUUUUUGUUGUUGUUCUGGGGUUGUUCUUUAGCCUGAACCCGCACACAUAGGAGUUAUUGUUAUUGUUUGUGACUGUCAAAAAUAUCGACGCGACCGAAGUGCGCGCUUGUGUGUGUGUGUGUGUGUGUGUGUUUGUAUGCAUGUGAAUUUCUGAGAAAUUGCUGGAACAGCGAGUGUAUGAGGGAUUGGUAACUUCUGAAAGAUGACAGCCGAGAAAGACAAGAAAAGAAGCACUUCAGAGCGGCGGAAGGAGAAAUCUCGUGAUGCGGCUCGCUGCAGGCGCAGUAAGGAGACGGAGGUGUUCUAUGAGCUAGCACACCAGCUACCCCUGCCUCACAGCGUCAGCUCCCAUCUGGACAAGGCCUCCAUCAUGAGACUGGCCAUCAGCUUCCUACGCACAUGCAAGCUCUUCACAUCAGGUUGCAGUACCAGUGAAACAGACAUAGACAGACAGAUGGACAGUCUUUAUUUGAAGUCACUAGAAGGCUUCAUCUCCGUGGUAACAUCAGACGGAGACAUUAUCUUCCUCUCAGAGAACAUCAACAAAUUCAUGGGGCUGACACAGGUUGAACUGAUAGGUCACAGUAUCUUUGAUUUCACUCAUCCCUGUGACCACGAAGAGAUACGUGAGAACCUGAGCAUGAAAACCGGUGUGGGGAAGAAAGGCAAAGACUUGAGCACAGAGAGAGACUUCUUCAUGAGAAUGAAAUGCACCGUGACAAGUCGAGGACGCACCGUCAACCUUAAAUCAGCCAGCUGGAAGGUGCUACACUGCACAGGUCAUCUUAAAGUGUACAACGGCUGUUCUACACGCACUCCAUGUGGAUAUAAAGAGUCACCACUGACCUGUGUGGUCAUGCUCUGUGAACCGGUCCCUCACCCCUCCAACAUUGACACACCAUUUGACAGCAAGACCUUCCUCAGCCGACACAGCAUGGACAUGAAGUUCACCUACUGUGAUGAGAGAGUAACUCAGUUAAUGGGCUACAAUCCUGAAGACCUCCUGGGUCGCUCUGUGUAUGAGUUCUACCAUGCCCUCGACUCUGAAAGUGUCACCAGAAGCCACCAGAAUUUAUGCACAAAAGGACAGGCUGUGAGUGGACAUUACCGGAUGUUGGCCAAGCAUGGGGGCUUUGUGUGGGUGGAGACUCAAGGCACCGUCAUUUACAGUAGCCGCAACUCUCAGCCACAGUGCAUCGUGUGUGUCAACUAUGUCCUGAGUGAUAUUGAGGAGAAGUCCACAAUCUUCUCUAAAGACCAGACAGAGUCUUUGUUGAAGACAAAUAUGAGCAGUUUCUUUAGCAAGGCUAGAUCUCCCAUGGCCUCUGAGACCAGUAGUGCCCUCUUCACCAAGUUCAAAGAGGAACCAGAGGAUCUCAACCACUUGGCACCGACUCCUGGUGAUGGUUUCAUCCCCCUCAACUUUGGUCAUCCUUCAUUUGAGGAAUACCCAGUGUGUUCUAAGGUUUCUCCUAUGCAUCCUCCUGCCACUCACUCGGUCACUGAGCGGCAUAACUUGCCAACGAUGGGUGCCAACUUCUCCAUACCCCAGGCUCCACCACCCAGCAGUGCCACUCCCAGCAUAAGCAACUGCUCUACGCCUAGCAGCCCAGAUGAUUACAAAAGCCCAGUGGAUGACCUGAAGAUGGAGAUCACAGAGAAACUGUUUGCCAUGGACACCAAGGGGAAAAACUCCUACAGUCAAGAGACUGAACUGAGUGAUCUGGACCUGGAGACUUUAGCACCCUACAUUCCAAUGGAUGGUGAAGACUUUCAGCUAAAUCCCAUCGGUCAGGAGGAGCCUCUGCCUGAAGCUGUUGCUCUUGGCAUUACCGAGUACAGCUUCAGCAACAUUGCCAACUUCUUCCAGCCAUUGACCCCACCUCCAGGGGCCCACUUCCAGCCCAAUCCACACUCUGCUAGUGAGAAGCAGGCACCCAGUACUGCCACAAUGGAGCCCUGGCCCCCCAUAUUUUAUGCCAGCCACAUGCCUCUGGCACACCACACCAACCCAGAAAGCAUACCACUAGCCUCUAUGGGUGGGCAUCAGAGUCUGCAAUGGCCACCUGACCCGCCGAUAAAUUACUCCAGUACCAAAGGUGGUGCGAUAGACUCGUUGGUGGAAAAACACUCAUGCCAAGCUCUGCAAACAAAUCGCAUGUCCCUCCACAAUCAAAGGUCCAUGGAGAAAUACGGACCUUGUAAAGCCUACAGAGACGUAAGCCCAGUCCGGCUCACAAUACCAAACACUAUGAAGCGCUCGUUUUCAAACAUGAGCAUGGGGGUAUCUUCUGCUACCAGGCCAGCAGAGAUGUGGAAAAGGAUGAAGAAUGAAAGCUGUGCCAUUUUGAACAGGAUGUCUCAAAGCAGCAGUGCCUUAACAGGUGAGCACAUGGGCCACCAGCAUAGGAAGACUCAGAAUCAAGGUAAUCAAACAGCGCGGGGGAAAAAAGACUAUCCAGAACACUGCUGUAACUACACAGACUACAACAUGCUGCCUAACACAAAAAUGGAAGGUGUGGCGAGCCGACUGCUUGGGCCCUCGUUUGAGUACUGUCUGCCCGAGCUGACACGUUAUGACUGCGAAGUGAACGUCCCCCUACAAGGCAACCUGCACCUGCUGCAGGGCAGAGACCUACUGUGUGCUUUAGACCAGGCCACCUAGAGCGACCUUGUCAUAGUCAGUUAUCCUAGCUAUAUCACUCACCUUGAGUAUCAACCACAGUCCUGAUUAUAUUCAUGCAGCGUGUUUGAUCAUGGUCCUUCAUUACCCUUCCACUGCACAUUGUAGUAUUUUCCUCUCAACAUACCCCAGUCAAUUCAUCAGCAAAUCACUUCAUGAGCACAAAAUGUGUACAAUAGGGGGACUUAAAUACACAAACCUCUACCCUACCAUAUAUAAUGAGAAUGUAGCUUUCUGGUUUUUUUUUUUUUUUUUUUAUUGUCUUCAUCCUUAUAAAUUAUAUGCAGUACUAUACAUAGUAUAAAACAGUAUACACACAUUAUACAGUAUAAUAUUUUAGUUACAAAAAAGCUAUUUCUUAAAGGUGCAAUAGUCAAUUUUCUUUAAUUACUUACUUGUACAAGUAACCUGGAAGAUGUAAAAUGUAAAACAUUAUAAAGUCAUGGUUUUAGAACAUGUGUAUUAAGUUGCUGAGAAAUUUGGAAAACUGAUUUCUGGUCUGGAAUGCUUAUUUGUGUUUGAAUGUGUCAACUGUCAGUUUUUUAUGGACACUCAACACGCCACCGUAGAUUCUGAGGGUAGAGCUUCAUGAACAUGGCCGCGAAUGAGGCUCAAAGAGUAAAUAAAAUCAUUAAAAAAUCUAAACCACCUACUUAACUGUUAGAGACCUAAUGUACCUUUAAUGUGCUGAUUUAUUUUGCAUUUUGUUUAUUUUACUUGUCUUUGGCUAUCUGUUUCUGUGCCUUUAGCUACAUUUUUAGUGCACUUCUCUCUCGGUUUCCCUGUCCUACUCUCUUGAAGAAAGAUGAUCUACUAUAAGAGUUUGUCCUUAAACUUUCUGUAUUUCACUCUAAAUUUCCUACCUCUGACACCUUAAGCCUUUACCUGUAAUAUUUAUGCAUGCUUUAGUGCCUUCUCUAUUCAAUUCAUAAAGUGUUACAGCACUACUUUUCUUUCUGUCUCUGUCACUCUCCCUCUUUGUUUCUCUCACUCUCUGUCCUUUGCAUUUUAUGUCGUGACCACUCUAUAUAGUUUUUAUUUUUGUCAUUUUAGCUGUAUACAUGAUAUUUAAUGGAAGGUUCUCUAAAGUUCCUAUGAUAAAGUUCUCUAUAAUGUUAAACUUGUAACACUCAAAUACCUGGGUACUUUGUCUUGUCUACUCAGUAGAUGUGGAUCAGAGUGCUGAUUUUAAGCGGUCUGUAGUGCUGGUAUCUGUUCCUUUCUAGUGGCAAUUUGUGAUACAAAAAAAGCAUAUUAUAUUUGUUGGCAGGCCAGUACAGAUUUCUUUUUACUCUAAUAAGAAAAAAGGAAAAAAAAAAAAAAAAAAGAAAGAAAAAUUAUUAAAAUGAAAAAGUAUGUUUUUGAGAUGUAGCAAAUUAGUAGAAGUUCUAUUCAAUAUUUUCACUUUUAUCAUUUAUUAAUGAUAUGUGUGACAAUUGUGUUAAGAAAUUGUCUUUAAUAAUAAAAACUUUAAUAGUAUUUCUAUUACACUAGCUGAGGUUGUCUUUAAAGUCGAAUAAACUAGUAUAUUAAUGGAUCAAUACAUUUUGGCUCAAUUACUAAAGUUUUGACUAAAGGUGUACUCUUCCUACUGUUUUUUAAAUAGUUGUAUUUGUUGAUCUAAUCAACUAUUCUUGCACCUAUACACCUCACAAAUCUGCAUUUGCUGUUCAACUUUGCAUAAUAGGAAACAUCUUUCAGGAGGUCAUCCAUAAAUGUCAGUUUUAGUUGAGAAUUGAAAAGAAAACAAAACAGUACACGUCAAAUUCAAUGUUCUGUUUAUGAGUUGAAUUCAAUAUGAGACAUAUACCCCUGAAACGGUGCCCUGUUCAUUCACAGCCAAAAUGAGAUUCUAGACUGGACUUUUACUCUAUGCUGAUUAUAGUGCUAUGCAGCUCAGUAGAUACACAUUUGCAUUGGAGGAUUGCACGUUUGAUUCGGUAUAAGUGGAAAUAAACCUUGAAUCUGAGGUUCCCUAUAUAUAGGCCAAUAAAAAUGUCCUUGGUGAACUUUCAAUGUUAAAAAAAAAAGAUUCCUCCAUCCUAUCUGAUAUAAUGUUAGGACAUUAUGCACAGUAGACACAAUAUCAGGCCAAUGGAAGAUAAAUAGAGAAAGAUACCAGUGUUCACUGUAGUAAGAUACAGAGAUACAGGUUGCUCAGUCUACCUACUGAUGCACAUCUCUCCAGUCUGAACAUCAUCUCUGUCCAUCUGUUUUCCCCUGUCUAGAAAUGACAAAUUCAUGUAUUUAUAAAUUCUAAGUUGAGAUUAAGGAGGAUGCUAUCUCUGCACUUUCUGACCCAAGUAAGUCAGGACAUAUACACACUUAUGCACUUAAUAUUUUUAUUUCUAGAGAAACAAAACAUAAACCAUAUUUAUAAACCAUACACUGAUGAUUACUGAAACUCCUAGGGUUGAUCGCCAGCCUCAGGUCCAGAUGUAUGUGACUCGAUGUGGCUGCAGAAUGCAUCUGACAUUUGUCCAAUUUACUUGAAAUGCAAGUAAUGAAGAGAUGAUAAUAAUAAAGACCCUUGUGCCUGAACAAGAAAACGGUGUUAAUAUGGGCAUUAAUAUGGCUUGUGUGCCAUUGCAUCGCCAACUGGCUUACCAAUAAUGAAAAGAAAAUGUGCAUGUAUAAUUGAUGUAUUUGAUCAUGACACAGGCUGUGUUAAGCUAGUAUUAAAUUGUCCCCUUCCUUGGCACUGGAUUGGAACCCUCAAGGGUAAAUCAUUUGUAUCUUUAAUAUCUUUUAAAUAUGAUGUAUUUAAUAUUUAUCAUUCACCUCGAUAUAUGGAUAUAGUGUAUCUAAAAUGAUUAUAUAAAUGGACUUUAAUUAGUUUUUAGAGUAAAGCUAAUAGUACACUACAUGCACCUUUCUAGGUAAAAGAUGUAUACUAAGGUGCACUCUUUAGAGUGCCACCACAGUGAGGAAAGUCACAGAUUAGUACCCGUUUUCCUGAGAGUGUAGGUUACUCAGGCUUCAUCCCAAUGGACAAACAGUGUUAAAGUACACGGUUUACCUAAAUUGUACAAUCUAACAACAUUGGUUCCACUUCUAUGAGAAAAACAGUCAAGUCACACACAAAACUAGCACUAAAUGCCCAUAGGUAUGCAGUUAGCCACACUUCCAAUUUCUCAACCAUUUUGCAUGCUCAAGUUGCACAUUUCGUACAUAACACCCAAUGUUUUUUUGUGGCUGAAUUGUACUGGAAACUGUGCGCAAACAACAUACAUCUAACCACCAGUGUUUUAAAAAAUAUUAUUAACCACUAAAAGAAAUGAACAGGACUUUUUAUUGAACUUUUUGCUUCAGAGAUUAAUGCGAAGGUUAAACAAUAAACAGAGUUAACGCUAUCACAUUCUCAUAUCGUGGUGUGGCCAAAUAUAUAUUUUAACAGUGAUACUCUUUUAGAUGUCUGUUUUCUAAAACAGUCUCCCAGUUUGUGUUUGUUAGUCACACUUAGCAAAAUGUAUUUUAACGUGCUAAAUCAAUAUCGAUAUUAUUAUUAUUAUUAUUAUUAUUAUUAUUAUUAUUAUUAUUAUUAUUAUU
This is a messenger RNA of Ictalurus punctatus (channel catfish), 6462 nucleotides long. It is a transcript of the gene epas1b, whose product is annotated as endothelial PAS domain protein 1b. Gene Ontology annotation, molecular function: RNA polymerase II transcription regulatory region sequence-specific DNA binding; DNA-binding transcription factor activity, RNA polymerase II-specific; protein dimerization activity. Gene Ontology annotation, biological process: cellular response to hypoxia; regulation of transcription by RNA polymerase II. Lineage: Eukaryota; Metazoa; Chordata; Actinopteri; Siluriformes; Ictaluridae. The record is from RefSeq and is marked validated.